UUGAACAAUUGAAAGAACACAAUACAUUCGUUUUGACUGAAUGUCAGUUUUCAUACUGUUGAGUUGAGUGUAGUAAUUUCAUUUUGGUCUCAAAGUCUCUUGAGCUCGAUUCUAAUGAUGAGAUAAGUGUGUAUUGUGAGAAAAAAAGGGCAAAUGAUUAUUUGAUAGGAUAUAAAUGUUUGUGUUACUUGCAAACAGUCCGUAUUUCAUCAGAUUGUGAUAGUAUCGAUACGAAAAUUCACAAGAGUGUCUUCAAUGGUGCAAUAUUUUUUACGAUCUCGUGAAAGAAGCGAAGCGAUUGGAUUCGAAGUGUCGGUUCUUGAAUUUCGUUUUGUGUCUUCGAAUGUGUGUUGUACGGCAAUUUAGUUGAAUAUAUUAUUUUAAAUAGAGUUAUAAAAAAAAUUACGUUACACUGGCCUACAUUGGGCAAUCGGAUUAAACAAUUUGGGCAAUUUAUCAGAUCGUAAAGUGUGUUAUUGUUGUAUGCAUACAUUAAGAUCAAGAAAUAUUGAAUAAUGGCGAAAGUUUGGUCAUAUUUUUUUGUUAUGCUUUGGAUGCUUCUCAUCAUAUCAAGUGGCAUCUAUUUAUUUGCACGUGGUUUCUUACUAUCACGACAUGUUCGCACCGAACACAAUGAGUGCACACGGCUGAAAGCAUGCGAAUCAGAUAAGGCAGACGAUCUAAAUUGUUUGAGCGCACCUAAGGUUGAUGAGAUUUUCACCGAUGUCAACUCAUCAUCGGAGUACUGUUUACCGACCAAAACACGGGUCAUUUUAGUCGUCAUCGAUGCAUUGAAAUAUGAAUUUGGCUUAUUUGAUAAGGAUAAAGAGAAUGUAAAUCCAUAUGAAAACAAAUUGCCAGUCUUUAAUCAAAUGCUAACAAAAUACCCGCAUAAUACUCGAUUCAUGAAAUUGGUGGCCGAUGCACCAACAACGACACUACAGCGAUUAAAAGGCAUUACAACCGGCAGUUUGCCAACUUUUAUAGAUGUUGGCUCAAAUUUUGCGACCGUCGAAAUUAAUGAAGACAACAUCAUUGAUCAGAUUAAUCGAAGUAACAUGUCAACCGUUUUUCUGGGUGAUAGUACGUGGACAGAUUUGUAUCCAAAACGAUUUUUACGUCAGUAUUCUUAUCCAAGUUUUGAUAUAUUUGAUUUGGAUACGGUUGAUAGAGCCAUCAAUCAGGUGCUACCGAAAGAAUUAAAACAAAACGAUUGGUCACUACUCGUUGCACAUUAUUUGGGUGUUGAUCAUUGUGGCCAUAAAUUUGGUCCAAUGCAUUCGGAAAUGGCACGAAAAUUGACUGAAAUGAAUUCCGUAAUUGAAAAGAUUAUUGAACAAAUGGAUGAUGAAACGACUCUUUUUGUGAUUGGUGACCAUGGAAUGACCAAUACCGGUGACCAUGGUGGUGACUCUGCAGAUGAAGUUAACUCAUUGAUUUUCACCUAUUCGAAAAAGUAUAAUUUCAUAGCCGAAAGCGGAAACAAUACAAUGGAUCAGAUUGAUUUACCACCGACCAUAGCUACAAUAUUGGGUGUGCCAAUUCCAUUUUCAAAUUUAGGAUCAACCAAUUUUGAUAUUGUCCCCGAUGUGCCGAUUCCAAAUAUGAAUAAAUUCCAAGCUCAAUUACUACACACCUGGCAGAAUACAAAACAAAUGCACAUUUAUUUUCAGAAAUAUGUGGGCCAAGAGGAUGGUGAAAUACCAAUCAAACUCAUUGAAAGCUAUAUGUCACAAUUUCAUAUAUUUUCACUGCGUAUCGCUGCCCUAUACAAAGACGAUGCAAUGGAUAGCUUUUGUCAAGAUGUUCGAAAUUAUUUGAAAAUAAUUGCAAACGAUUGUCGAGGGAUUUGGGCACAAUUUGAUGCAAAUUUGAUAUCGCAUGGUCUCAUUUUGACGUCAGUAACAACAUUCUUUGUAUUUUUGGUCACAACAAAUUUGAAAUUCAAUCAAUUUGAAAUCAUUUUUACGGAAUACAAUUUGAUGAUAAUAUAUAUGAGCAGUAUUUUGGUAGCCAUUGGAACGCCAAUCGUACACUAUGUACUUGAAUGGGAUUAUAGUAUAAUCGAUGUGCUUCGAUAUACAGGUAUUUAUGGUGUAGCAUUGCUAGCAUUUCUACUCGUCCAAAAUUGGGAAUUCAUAGCGGCCAAUUGGAGUACACAACAGCACUUUUGCAAUUUAUUCACACGCUCAAUAUUCAUAGUCGCUGUUAGCACAUUCUUUUCGAACAGCUUUAUCAUUCACGAACAAAAAAUUCUCUGUUAUCUGGUAUGCGGUGCGUUGGCCGUCUUUUUGUACAAAGUUCGAAAGGAGUAUGUUUGGUUGGCAAGUCUACGCAAACUACGGCCCGAAUUCAUAUUUCAUUCAUCAUUUUUCAAAUUGGCUGCAUUGACAACAAUGGGCAUGUUACUAUUGAGAUCAUCAUAUAAUUUGCAUCUAUGCCGCGAAGAACAAGGAAACUGUAACGAUUUCAAAAUGGAAACAGCCAAAUUACAAAAUACACGAUACAAACCACAAAAAAUGAUUGGUAGUGCAGGUACCGCAGCCACAAUAAUCAACUGGAUCGAUUUGUUACCAAUUUUAAUAUUGGCUAUGUUUGCCGCAUUUUCACGCUUAUUUUUACGAAAAUGUGGUAAUCUCAGUGGCUAUUCACCACACGUACUCUUGGCUAGAUAUGGACCAAUUGUUGCUGCUGUUGCAUGUAGUUUACAUUUUGUUGCCACACUAUCUGCACAAUGGCUUCGAGACGCUUAUCAAGUUCGCAUCGAUUCAUUGGCUUGGAUUGUUUAUACCAUGUUCAUUACACAAAUUAUGAUUGUCAUUACACGGCCAUUAAUGUUAUUCAUUCUACAAAAACCAAAUCGAACAUUUAAUUAUUCGCCAUUUGGUUGUGUUGUUCCGCAAAUCGUCAUGAAAAUGAAGCAAAUGUAUGAAAAUUCUGGUAACGCUGAGGAUGAAACAACAAAUGAUGAUAUUCCAAUCGUAUAUGGUUUGGCAACCGUAUAUUCGUCCGUAUUAUGUUCGAUUGGUGUUGGUUUCACAUUUGUGCUUGCACUUUUACUUGGUCCGAAGGCGUCAACCGGCAUUUUUAUCAUACUAAUCGCAGCUGCACUCAUCUUAGUAUUAAAUUCAAUUCAUCGAUAUCAACGUUGCACUCGACUCGCAUUCUGUUUGCAGCCGGAAGUGAUUGCUCUAGUCGCGUGGCAUUUAUUAGCACACUAUAGUUUUUAUGCAACCGCACAUCAACCAACUCUGUCACAAAUCAAUUGGCAUGCUGCAUUUGUGGGUCGAACGGCAUUAUACGAUCACAACAAUGUCACAUCAGCUAUUUUGAUAUUGAUUAACACUUUUGGUGGUCAAUUUUUGAUUUCUGUAUUGUAUCCAUUGAUGGUGAUCGCACCAAAUGCAAUCUACACAAUUUAUCCAUCGUUGGCACCAAGACGCACAUCGAAAAUGGUCAUUAAAAACCAAAAUGGCACAAAACAACGUGAAAUUUUUAAGAAAAUCAACAAUAAUUUGGAUAACGGUGCGGUUAACGUGACCACAUUUGCUGGCCUUGACAGUGAAAAUGAGAACUUGGACAUACCACAUGGUGAAUUGGCGCUGUACGAACACGAGGAUCUAUUCUUUGGCCAAUUGUACAAGACGGGAACACAAUUGAUAAUAUUGCAGGCAAUACGGAUCUUUUGUUCGAUGCUUGCGUGCACCAUCCAUUGCCGUCAUUUAAUGGUGUGGAAAAUAUUUGCGCCGCGUUUUAUAUUCGAAGGAAUUGCAACGUUUGUUGUAUUCGGUGCGAUACUCAUCGGAUUUUUAGUUAUAAUACGAAUACACAAAGCUGUCAGUCAUUUAAUAACGGUCAUGAGCGAUGCCAAUCGAUGAAUCAACUCAAAUUCUUCGAUCUAUUCGAAAAUUCUUAAGUAACGUACAAUUUAUAUGCAGCGACAGAACUAUGCGCUUCAGUUGUUUAUUUUCUAGAAUAUUAUUGAUUUUGUUUCUCUUUUUUCGUCCAAUUAUUUAAGUAGAUUUAAAAACUUUGAAACCAACAUGUUUAAAUUAUUAUAGUCAAUAAGAGCAGUAUUAUAGUAAAAUCAACACUUUUGCAACAAACAAAAAAAAAAAAUAAAGAAAGAAAUGAUACAAAAUAACAAUGUGUCAAUCUCAUUCUAAUGAUUUUUUUUUCAUAUUUGUCUUUG
This is a messenger RNA of Contarinia nasturtii (swede midge), 4192 nucleotides long. RefSeq names its product GPI ethanolamine phosphate transferase 3 (gene PIG-O). Lineage: Eukaryota; Metazoa; Arthropoda; Insecta; Diptera; Cecidomyiidae. Gene Ontology annotation, molecular function: mannose-ethanolamine phosphotransferase activity. The record is from RefSeq and is a predicted model, not a curated record. Gene Ontology annotation, cellular component: endoplasmic reticulum membrane. Bases 516 to 3878 code for a protein of 1120 amino acids. Gene Ontology annotation, biological process: GPI anchor biosynthetic process. The transcript has 8 exons.